Akanthomyces muscarius is the source of this 258-nucleotide messenger RNA. RefSeq lists its product as uncharacterized. Lineage: Eukaryota; Fungi; Ascomycota; Sordariomycetes; Hypocreales; Cordycipitaceae. The coding region runs from base 1 to 258 and encodes 85 amino acids. The transcript has a single exon. The record is from RefSeq and is a predicted model, not a curated record.
AUGUCUCCGGAAUCAUCUCAUGGCAUCUGCUCGGGCGAACAGCCAGGCAACGACGUGUCGUUCAAGCUCAAGAGCCACUACCAUACAGACCGUACCGGUGAUCAGCACAAGGAUGUCACCAUCAAACAGAACACGGAUGGGAUGUGCAUGAAUAUGGACUGCCAGAUGAGUAGUCUGGAUAUUGACAGCGCCGACAACUGUCCCAACGGCCAGGUUCAUAUCAGUUAUUGGCAAAACUCCGACUGCUCUGGUCAGUAG